GAAAACUAAGUCUGAUUAGCGUGUGAGGAAACAUACCACAAAAGUUUUGUGGCAUUUGUGCCUCGAAACAUACCACAAAACUGGCUCGGAUAACGCACCCGCACAGUCUCUCUCUCUUGCCCACAUUCAAGAAAAAGGACCAAAACCAGUUAAGAGGAGGAAAAACUUACCUUACUCAUUCGGGUUUUGGUUGCUGCAGGCAUCAGAAAUGGCGACGAAGCUACUAAUCUCUCCUAUCUCUCAUCGUUGCACGUUUUCUACCCAAGACCGGCACCACAUUCACCCAUGGCCUGGACGAGGUCAAAUGCUAAUGAGACGGAGGAGACUUGUAGUUCAGCUAUCUUCCUCCCUGGACGAUGCUCUAUCUUCUACUCCCAUAGCUUUAAUGGAGCAUCUGCACCACCAACCAGAGUCCCUCUUUCUAUUGGCGGAUAGUGCUGGCUACUCAGUGGCCAGUUACUACACUUCUCUGGGUCUAUUCGUCAUCUCAGUUCCUGGCCUUUGGUCCCUUAUCAAGCGAUCCGUUAAAUCUAAGGUUGUGCAGAAGACCUUUAUAGGAGAAGGGGAGGGGAAAAAGGCGCCUAACCAGGUCGCCGGAGAAAUUCUUUCAUUCUUUACUCGCAACAAUUUUACAGUUUCGGAGAGAGGAGAGACGAUAACAUUUGAGGGAAUGAUGAUCCCAAACCGGGGCCAAGCAGCAUUGCUUACGUUCUGCACCUGUAUAAGCCUUGCAAGUGUAGCCCUCGUGCUUACAAUAACUUUCCCAGACAUCGGAAACAACUGGUUCUGGCUAACCGUGUUGAGCCCCCUCGCAGGAGCAUAUUACUGGACGAAAGCAUCAAGAAAGGAGCAGAUCAAGGUGAAAAUGACGGUGGCGGACGACGGUACCCUGUCGGAGAUAAUCGUUCAAGGUGAUGAUCAACAGGUAGAGCAAAUGAGAAAGGAGCUUCAGCUUAGUGAAAAAGGCAUGGUUUAUGUGAAAGGCAUAUUUGAAAGAUGAAAAUGCUCGAUUCGAUCGAUUUUGCAGUCGGGAUCCUAUACAAAUUAGUAUUGCAUCUCGUAUCUGUGUUACAUAUACAUGUCACGUGUAUAAAAUUCAUAUCACUAGUUUAGAAGAUCGGAACGGUCAAUUUUGAUAUUUAGUGUUUGAGAAUAUACUAUUAAUGAAAUUCAAUGUUAAAUUA
Molecule: messenger RNA, 1184 nt
Organism: Sesamum indicum (sesame)
Lineage: Eukaryota; Viridiplantae; Streptophyta; Magnoliopsida; Lamiales; Pedaliaceae
Gene: CCB1
Product: cofactor assembly of complex C
Source: RefSeq, a predicted model, not a curated record